Triplophysa dalaica is the source of this 3783-nucleotide messenger RNA. It is a transcript of the gene niban1b, whose product is annotated as niban apoptosis regulator 1b. The record is from RefSeq and is a predicted model, not a curated record. The coding region runs from base 457 to 3150 and encodes 897 amino acids. The transcript has 14 exons. Lineage: Eukaryota; Metazoa; Chordata; Actinopteri; Cypriniformes; Nemacheilidae.
UUUCUCCCAAAAUGGUCAGAAUAUCAUAAGCUUGUUUUAUUUCUGAUACAAAAGUAUCACCCUUUCAUCCUACCACCCUUUAUCAAUCUGCAGAAAUCUUCUCAUGUUAAAGGAAAACUACAAAACAUGACGCAGCCUUGGUAAGGAAGCAAACCAAAAUUAAAAACGGAAUAUCACGCUCUCAUAAAAUACGAAUAUGAAAAAAAGUUCGUGGAGAAAGUCCAUUUACAAACAGUGAUGUGAAAGAUAACCUAAAGCGCGCUCUUCGGAUGUUGGGAUUUGCGGAGAGGAGAGGCGGGUGGCGCUGCAGUUUAAGGAAGUUUGAGAUGCGCGAGUCAGCUUAUUUGCGCGCUCGUCAUUAUCUGACAGUCAAAAUAGUCGCAGCUCUUCACAAACGGAUCGGACAAACGGGAAAAGUUAUCGGCUCGAGAUCACUCUGACGAUCGAUACUGUACAAUGGGAGGAUCCUCGUGCAGCCUUUUGGACGAGAGUAAAAUAAGCUACGUAAGAGGCCGGACUGAAGCUGAGCUGAAGAAUUUCAGUCCUCAUUACCGGAGACAGAGUUGUGUUGCCUUCUUUUCGCAUCUAAAGGAUGAGGUGGAGCAGCACCGAGCCAGUCAGGCCCAUUUGCUCAAACAGAAGGAGUCUCUGGAGGCCUUAGAGGUCCUGUACAAGGACAGCAUGGUUCACUUUGAAGACAACAGAAAGUGGAGAGAGAGAUUUGUUGUGAUCCGUACCGACUACAGUUUGGAGCUACACGAUAGCCUUGAGACAUUCACAAAGGGAGCCCCGGCACGCCACAAACUCCUGACAACAGGGGGCACUGUAUUGACCUCAGAGGAGAAAUACAAUACCAUCAUCGACAAAGAUUUCCCUGAUCCUAAUGGAUCUAAGGAAGACUCUUCCGUUCCUAUGGUGGUGGUUCCUGGUCCUCUUCCAGUGUACUUGAGACUUCCUUACAGACGAGACUUGUACUUUUGCUUUCAGCAGGAAGAGAAGAGGGCCCGCUUCGUCUCUAUCCUGAACGACAGCAUUCGUCAUCAGAACCAGGAUUAUCUAAAGAGUAUGACAUAUGAAGUGCAGGCUCUCCUGAAGGCCAUUCACUUUUACAGACAGGAGAAAGGGCAUUAUGAAUCAUGGGAUAUGCUGGUGGGCACUGAAUGUCAGGUGUUGGCUAACUUGGUGAUGGAGGAGCUUCUGCCCUCUCUGCAAACAGAGCUGUUUCCCAAGCUGAAGGGGAAGAAAACUGAGAGGAAGAGGGUGUGGUUAGUGACAGUGGAAGCGACUUAUGAUAUUGUGCAAGAACAUUUGCGAGAGGGACUUGAGAAUUUAAAAAAGGAGUGCAGAGACGCUACCAGACAACAGGAGGCACUCAUCCGCUCAGACAUGGACCAGAUCAUCAACUCACAGACUUUCCUAGAAACUAAACUGCAAGCUUUGGUAUCAGAUCCAGCCCUGAAAUACUGUUCAGAGAGCGUGGCCCCAUACCUGGCUUCAAUCCUAGAGGAGCUGAUGGGUCCGGUCAGCACAGGCUUCCAGGCCGUGAGGUUGCUCUUGGAGGAUGAGCUGACCCGUGUCUGCAAAGAUUUCCCGCAGGACGGAGUCACAGAGGAGCUUCAGAAAGCUCUGCAGCUGGUCGGGCGUGACCGGCUAGAUGACUGUUACCAGCAUGUGAACGUCCUGAAAGAGCAGCUCCAGGAACUCCGCAACCGCUUCAAAUUCUCCAACUCGAUGCAAGUUGUGCACUACACACAGAACCAAAUGCAGCAGCUGUUUGAGAAUGCAGUGUUCACAUUUGAACUGCUGCUUGAAACCGGAUUAAAGGAUAAACCUGACAAACAGGCAUCACUCAUGGAGAAAGCAAAGCUGCGUGUUCUCAAGCAAUUUGACUAUGACAGCAGCACAGUAAGAAAGAAGAUAUUUCAGGAUGCCCUGGUGGAUAUCACUCUGCCUGCCAUCAGAAGAAAUCUAGCGGCUGGCUGCAAGACGGAGCUUUCGAAUUUCGAACAAUUCAUCUUUGCAGACUACACAAACUUCGUUCAAGUGGAUAAUGUCUAUGAGAAUAUAUUACUCAACAUUUUAAAUAAUGACGUCAUUAAAGUGGUGAAAGAGGCAGCCAGCCUAAAGAAGAACAACCUGUUUGGUGACAGUACUGACCUGCACUGCGUUAGUCAGAGCAGCUUGACUGACAGCCGGACUCCGCCCCUCUCCGCUCCAUCCAGCCCACCUGUAGUACUGGCCUCUGUUCCUCUCGCUCAACAGGCGGAACACAAACCAACCUCUGCGUUAAGAAUAGCUAUCGUCGAGGAGACUGGACAGAAAUCAGUCAUACCUUCAGUAACCAUUACAGUGUCUUCUCCAGAAUCUGAGGAACCCACAGCACCAUCAAGUGUUGUUGAAACGGUUCAACCAGAUGUUCUACCAACAUCACCUGAGAUCUCUUCAUCCCCUGUUACCAAAACACCUGACAUCUCCUUGACUGAAGCAGUAUCAACCACAUCUGAUGUUCCUACAAAACCCGCAUCUGUAGAUUUAUCUUCUUCAGAACCACAGGAACCUUUGUCUGACAAACAAGGAUGUUCUGCUAUUAGUUCCUCUUCGUCUGAAAGUUCUGACCAAUCGGUUUGUCUCAUCUCAACAGGUGCAGGAAGUCCUGUUCCUCCUGCUCUUGAAUCAGAGAAUAUUGAGGUCCCUCUGUGUGCUAGUGUUUUAGCAGAUGAAGAGAGCAAAGAUACAAGUUCUACGCAGUCUGAAAUCGAAGAAGCAUGCAUCCACCAUGUCCAACCUGACGUUACAAAGGAGAUCAAUGCUGAAGUUCUGCCAGACCUAGAUCACAUAGUCACUCCAGGAAACACAAGCACCUGCAAUGAGAAGACUGUGGCUGACAUAGACUGUGACGUAGUGCCCUCUAGUGAAGAGAGGAAUGAAAAAGUAGAGGAAGACAUCCCACAAAUCUCUGUUACUUGUGACUCUGUUCCUGAUGUGCCAGUAGAGGAUGCUGUUGGUUUAACAUCGGAGUUGAACCACAGCUCCACUGCUGUGUGCACAGAUGCACCAGAGGCAGAAGAAACAGCUGACAGUGUGAAGGCCAUCAAAGAUCUAAUCAUGGAGGUCAUUGAAGUAGAGGACGAAGUGAGACCUUGGGUUUGAAAAUUAGUUGUGAAUUGUUUUACCCUAACAAGAAAGACUAGCGCGUGUGUCUUUGUAUAAUGUUUUUAUUACCUGCAGCAGUGUUUUUAUUAUUGGUGUUACACAGUUUAACGUGAACUUUUAUAAAUAAUUGACUUAGAGCAACCAAUUGCCUAUGUAAGCUGAAUUUAUACAGUCCCUUUAAACACUGCAUUUUAUAUUAUAUUGAAAACAAAAUUGUUUUAGCAUUUUAUUUUUAAUGGUUUUAUUUAAAUGUUUAAAUAUUGUGAGGCCAAAAAAGCUAGAUUUUUUUAAUAAACUACAUUUUUAGGGGUACUGUAGACAAAAAUGUUUUGGAGAGUAGACUUAUUUUUUAAACGUACUAAGCAUCCAUAUACAUUUACAUUUAUGCAUUUGGUAAAUGCUUUUAUCCAAAGCGACUUUCAUUGCAUUCUCCUAUACAUUUAUACAUAGGUAUGUGCAAUCCCCUGGGAUCGAACUCACAACCUUGUGUUGUUAACGCAAUGCUCUUACCACUGCUACAGGAAAGCAUGUAGAGCAAGUAAAUAAUUAUUUUGUACUAUUCUGUAUUUUCUGAAAAGUGUUAAAUUUAAGCUUUCGAAAAAAUACAGUCAUUUAUCACUGAAAGUCUGU